AUGGGUUCUAAGGAAGUUUUAGUUCUUCUAAUUAUUCUCAUGAUCACAAAGGGAGAAUGCAAGGCAAGUGAUGGUGAAAAAACUUGCCACCCCAAUGACCUCAAGGCGCUGAUCGAUUUCAAGUCUGGGAUCCGCCAUGACGAUUCAUUCCGGCUGGAGAAGUGGAUUGGGCGUGAUUGCUGCAAAUGGGAUGGCAUUGUUUGUGACAAUGUCACUGGAAGAGUCAUAAAGAUGAAACUCCCUGGUGCAAUGACCAUUGAUGAUGCUCCUGCGCAGACAAGUAUGGAUGGCGUGUUAUCUCCAUCACUGUCACUCCUGACCUCCCUUGAAGUUCUUGAACUUAGUGGACUUUCUCACCUCAAAGGGCAGAUCCCUCCGCUGAUUGGGAAUUUGGCAAAGCUCCGAACUUUGGCCCUCUCUUACAACAGUCUUAGUGGUCCAAUACCAGAAAGCAUUGGUAAGCUAUCAAAACUUGAGGAAGUGCAUCUAAAUUCUAACAACUUCUCUGGCUCUCUUCCUUCCAGCCUUGGAAAUCUCAGCAGUCUUGGAACAAUGGAUCUUACUUCAAACCAUUUUUCGGGUUCUAUACCUCAUUCUAUUGGAAAUCUGAUGAAUCUGGUGAACUUGUAUCUAGAGAAUAACGUACUAACAGGCUAUAUACCAAAAUGUAUUGGUAACUUGCAGGCACUCCAAGAUCUUAAGCUAUCAAACAAUCUGUUGACUGGGGGAAUUCCUUUUUCCAUUGGCAAGUUAAGUUCUUUGCGCUCUAUUUUACUGGAUAAUAAUCAUCUUACAGGAAGGAUACCUUCUUCUUUUGGGCAACUGAAGUCACUCGUUACACUGUCCCUUCAGAAUAACCAGCUUGAGGGGCCAGUCCCUUCCAACUUAGGCCAGUUACAAUCAUUGGCAGAGUUAAAUCUUGGUGGGAACAGAUUAUCUGGUAAACUACCAAAAACUAUUGGCCUGCUCCCACUUUUCACCUUAAGCAUCUCGAACAACAUCACGAAUCUUUCAAGACUCUAUCUAUCAUUCAAUCCGCUGAAUCUUUCGUCAAUUCCAACUUGGCUUGUGGAUAUGCCAUCGAUAAACGCGAUUCACUUGGCUGGAUGUGGAAUAGAAGGUGAAAUUCCAAGGUACCUACAAAGUGCUGCAAGCAGAUGGGCGGAAUUGGACUUGUCAGCUAAUCAUCUCACUGGAAGCAUACCUUCCUGGCUUGGGAGCUUCCACCUGCAACAUUUGAAUCUCUCAACCAAUUCACUUUCUUCCGAGAUUCCUGCUACCUUUAUAAGUUUCGAAGACUUGGAAGAGUUGGACCUUCACUCAAAUAAAUUAUCAGGUUCACUGAACUGGUUAUUUCAAAUGAGAUGUAGUUUCCCUUUUGGAUUGUCAUAUGUUGAUCUUUCUAAUAACAGAUUCAGAGGUGAUAUCGAGCUGAUUGGCAAGGGAAGCCAACAGAGAAUUACAAAACUUAAUUUGUCGAAUAACUUGCUCAACGGUGAACUGCCAAAAUCCAUUGGAGAGUUAGGGUGGCUGUGGAGUUUGGAUUUGAGUUACAAUCAGUUGAACUCUGUCCUGCCAGAAUCACUAGCAAAUGCAAGCCUCUUAAAGAGGCUGAAUCUGCAACAAAAUAAGUUCACCGGUACGAUACCAUAUGAGUUUUUGAAGUUCAAACAUCUAAGAGAGUUGAACCUGUCAGGUAAUCUUCUUUCAGGGGAAAUUCCUCAAGGCAAGCCACUGACUGGUUUUCCAAAGAGCUCUUAUUCUGGAAACAGAGGUCUUUGUGGCGCACCCCUUCCUCCUUGCAAGAGGACUCAAACAUCACAUCCAUAGUCUUGUUUUUAGGCCUUGG
This is a messenger RNA of Coffea eugenioides, 1849 nucleotides long. Its product is annotated as probable leucine-rich repeat receptor-like protein kinase At1g35710. The transcript is spliced from 2 exons. The record is from RefSeq and is a predicted model, not a curated record. Lineage: Eukaryota; Viridiplantae; Streptophyta; Magnoliopsida; Gentianales; Rubiaceae. Bases 1 to 1830 code for a protein of 609 amino acids. Gene Ontology annotation, molecular function: protein binding.